This is a messenger RNA of Alnus glutinosa, 1369 nucleotides long. Its product is annotated as plant intracellular Ras-group-related LRR protein 7. Lineage: Eukaryota; Viridiplantae; Streptophyta; Magnoliopsida; Fagales; Betulaceae. Bases 196 to 981 code for a protein of 261 amino acids. Gene Ontology annotation, molecular function: protein binding. The record is from RefSeq and is a predicted model, not a curated record. The transcript is spliced from 10 exons.
AAAGAUCACACCCGCGUAUGAAAAUGAACUAAAGCCAACGCGGUUUCGUUGUUCCUGCCCAAAGUUUCCAGGAAAUGACAACAGCUUCUCCUCCCAACCUCUGACCUUGAGCUACCACCCGCCUAGACCUCUCAAACCCAGUAAUCACAGAGAGAGUUCGUGGAAUUUUUCACUUUCUCUUUGGUUGAUCACGAAAUGGGUUGCUGUGCGAGCAAGAACGCGGACUCGAAGGCCAGCAGGAUAGCGCGGUGGCGCUCGACCGGCAUUGUGGCUCUCCGAGACUCCAAGUUGAAGGCAUUCCCAAAUGAAGUUUUCGACCUGGAGAGAUCUGUACGAACUCUUGACUUAACACACAAUAAAAUAGUUGACAUACCUAUGGAUAUAAGCAAAUUAAUUAACAUGCAGCGCGUGAUCUUAUCUGAGAAUCUCAUCGAGCGACUACCAACGAAUUUGGGGAAACUUCAGUCUCUAAAAGUUAUGACACUUGAUGGAAAUCGACUAACUUCUUUGCCUGAUGAAUUGGGGCAGCUGGUGAGGCUUGAGCGAUUAUCCGUCUCAGGAAAUUUGUUAACAUGCUUGCCAGAAACCAUUGGGAGCUUGCGCAAUUUGUUGCUUUUAAAUGUGUCAAAUAACAAGUUGAAGUCUCUUCCAGAAUCAAUUGGGAGUUGUUUCUCUCUUGAAGAAUUACAAGCAAAUGAUAAUCUUAUUGAAGAUCUACCUGCAUCAGUCUGCAAUCUCAUUCACGUCAAGUCAGUCUGCUUAAACAACAAUAAUGUGAACCAGAUACCUCCGAAUCUAUUGAAAGACUGCAAAGCUCUGCAGAAUAUUUCCCUGCAUGGAAACCCUAUUUCAAUGGAUCAAUUUCAGCAGAUGGAAGGAUUUCAAGAUUUUGAAGCAAGAAGAAAGAAGAAGUUUGACAAGCAAAUUGAUUCAAAUGUGAUGAUGGGGUCAAAAGGCCUUGAUGAGGGUGUUGAUCUAUGAAUGAAGAACUGGUUUUGUCAACACGAAAUGUUUAGCGCUCAAAAGUAUACAACUUAUUCACGCUGCAUUAUACUUUGCAGUAACCUCCCUGCUAUAACACCUAUCCCCUCACAGUGAAGGAUUGACAGUGCAAUCUAUGCACUCAAAAGAGGAAUGCUUGUUCCCCUGUUCCUUGUUUGCUUAGAGGAAAAAAAGAAAAAGAAAAGAGGAAUGCUUGAAUGAGGAUUUCCAAGCAAUGAGCUACCUCCUCUGAACCUACUUAUACAAUACAUGUGCUGCAUCUAAAAUGUGGCUGAUGGACAACAAAAAAUACCUCUAAUGAAACAAAUUGGCAGUAUUGAGUUGAUGUACUCAUGCACAUUUUCCACUCAGAAAGUUUCUAAAUCUG